Gigantopelta aegis is the source of this 393-nucleotide messenger RNA. RefSeq lists its product as uncharacterized. Bases 37 to 393 code for a protein of 118 amino acids. The transcript is spliced from 2 exons. The record is from RefSeq and is a predicted model, not a curated record. NCBI's taxonomy places the organism in Eukaryota, Metazoa, Mollusca, Gastropoda, Neomphalida, Peltospiridae.
ACCGGAUGUAUCUGGUUAUAUCUAGCAGCGCCACCUAUGUCGGAAGGUCAACAGUGUGCUUCUCAGAUAACUUACACCAGGUUUGGUCCGUACUACCAAGAUGGCGGACAGUGUACGUGGUACAGCACGUGUCCGGAAAUAGAAGAUAUAUGUUCGACGUGUGCCCAAGAAAACCUGGACAUAGUGAUCUGCCCUGUAGAACAGUGUCUCCUGUACCUGACCAACUACCAGGCGUACGGCAACAGAUGUGGGAACAUCGCCUGCGACAACCUGGCCAGGUGCAUGAGCUGCAUGGCCAACUGUAGCCUACCGCAAGUAGGUGUCGCCACCAUACCCAGCUACAGACUGUACUACACCAAUAAUAUCGGCUACUUCUACCGGAACGAAAUUUGA